This is a messenger RNA of Oppiella nova, 3122 nucleotides long. Lineage: Eukaryota; Metazoa; Arthropoda; Arachnida; Sarcoptiformes; Oppiidae. The record is from the annotation of a GenBank genome assembly.
GAGUUGGAGGAAAAGUGGCGUAAAAUACGGCUUAACCUCAACUACAUUGCCAUUGAGAUACACAACGACUACCACUGGUUUCCGCCUCAUAUUUACGACAAUAUCAAUACCUUUCCACAGCUGUCGAUGCACUCAUCCAACUCCAUACCGGAUAUCGCCUUUGACAACAACUUCCUGCCCCUAAACCCGGGCUAUAGUAACGAAAUACUAUACUCGCAAAUCGAUACCAUCUUAUUGCCGCCCAAUUACCUCACAAACUGCAGCGACUACGACGUGACCGCCCGUCCCGGGCAUCAGUUCCGCACCGAUUGCAUCACGAAUUGUAUACUCGAGGAGUUUCGCCGCAAUUCCUCGGAUUGUAUCCAUCGGACGGCUGACCUCUUAAGGAAAGACCUGCUGAUUGGCGACCGGUUGGCCAGGUUUUGCCCGGUGUUUGACAAGUGGGGUGACUAUCACCAGAGCUUCUACUUCUCCGCCCAUAAUAGUCACGAAAUUAGGAGUUCCUGCGAGGAGUUGUGUCAGAAUGAGUGUCACAACCAGUUCUUUGACUUCGUCUUCAAGAAGAAGACUAGACUACCGCUGAGUGCGUGGGAUAUGCGGACAUCGGUCUACAUAUCGCACAACCAUUUGCCGGAUCAGGUGGUGGAACACCUGCCGGAGAUGACGUUCAUCUCAUUCAUAGCCAGUUUCGGCGGUUUGGUGGGCAUGUGCAAAACCCCCACCGAGUUGGGCGAGAUAGCGGCCAGGGGUGCCCUUCAGGCUGCCGGUGUCGACCCUAAACUGGUCAACUCAGUCACCGUCGGCACUGUUAUCCAGAUCGCCGCCAACGACACGCCAAUCAUACCGAGAGGUCUGGUCUUACGACUGGGUAUACCUCUGGAGGUGCCGGCGCUUUGUGUGAACAUACAGUGCGGCUCAGGUUUUCAGGCUAUUAUGACGGGCGCUCAGGUAUUCUUAACGGUAGUGAUAGCACCGGCAGAUGAUAAUGACAUCGUAUCAAACGAUUGUGACAUCACUCUGGCUGUCGGCGCCGAAAGUAUGAGUUUAACGCCAUUUAUGGUAAUCACAGGAAACGAUGAGAGGCGCCCGGUUUGGGGUCAGGCUAUCGGCCACACCACUGGUAUGCGACUGGAGGACGGCCUGUGGGAGGGCCUGAAGGACCACAACUGCAACAUACGGAUGGGAGAGACGGCCGAAAAGUUGCCCAAAAAAUACCAGAUCUCCAGAGAGGGGGCCGACGCCAUAGCCCUGCGGUCGCAGCAACGGUGGGCCGACGCCCACAAGCGCGGCGUAUUCAAGGAGGAGGUGGUGCCGGUGCCCAUCAAACUGAAGGGAAAGGACGUCAUGUUUGAUACGGACGAACACCCGAAGCCUAAGACAACGGCCGACCAGUUGGCGAAACUGUCGUCGGUUUUCGAGCGCAACGGAACGGUAACCGCGGGUAACGCGUCGGGCGUUAACGACGGCGCCGGGGCUCUGGUGUUGGCGUCCGAGAAGGCCGUCAAACGACAUAAUCUCAAACCCUUAGCCCGUAUUGUCGGCCACUCGUGCGUCGGUGUCGACCCCACUAUAAUGGGUAUCGGUCCGGCGCCGGCUAUCAAGAAACUAUUGGCGAAGACAGGGCUGACACUGGAGGCCAUGGAUGUGAUUGAAGUGAAUGAGGCCUUUGCCUCGCAGUUCGCGUCCGUCGAGAAGGAGUUGGGUUUGGAUCCCAACAAAACCAACGUUAAUGGGGGCGCCAUAGCUAUCGGACACCCUCUGGGAGCGACAGGCGCUCGGAUUAUGACUAAUCUGGUGUAUGAGGUGCGGCGCCGGAAGGGAAAGUAUGCCUUAGGCUCGGCCUGUAUUGGCGGCGGACAGGGCGUGUUUAUCGUGGGUGCCAAACGUACCCCCUUUGGGUCCCUCGGGGGUGUCUUUAAGGACGUGUCGGUGGUUGAGUUAGGAGUGGUAGCCUCGAGGGCGGCCCUACAACAGGCUAACGUGAGCCCAGACAUCGUCGACUCGGUCACCGCCGGGAACGUCAUCCAAGUGUCGUCCAGAGAGUUUGUGGCCCGGGCUGUGGGUCUAAAAGCGGGUGUACCCAUACCGGUGCCCGCGCUCACCGUUAACAGGGCGUGCGGUUCGGGCUUUCAGGCGAUGGUCAAUGGCUAUCAGGACAUCAUCUUAAGGGACGCCGAGAUAGCGCUGACACUGGGGGCGGAAAACAUGAGUCAAACACCGUUUGUGCUAAGGAACGCCAGGUUUGGGGUGAAGUUCUCGACCACACCGCUCCUGGAGGACGCCCUAUGGGAGGGCCUGAAGGACCACUCGGCGAACAUCCGGAUGGGAGAGACGGCCGAAAAGUUGGGCAAACAGUACGGCAUUACUCGCGAGGGGGCCGACGCCAUAGCCCUGCGCUCGCAGCAACGGUGGGCCGACGCCCACCAGCGCGGCGUAUUUAAGGAAGAGGUGGCGCCCGUCACCAUCAAAGUGAAGGGCAAGGAUGUGGUGAUCGAUACGGACGAACACCCGAAGCCUAAGACAACGGCCGAACAGUUGGCGAAACUGCCGUCGGUUUUUGAGCGCAACGGAACGGUAACCGCCGGUAACGCGUCGGGUGUUAACGACGGCGCCGGCGCUAUAGUGUUGGCCUCGGAGGAGGCGCUCAAAAAACAUAGCCUCAAACCCUUGGCCCGUAUUGUGGGCUACGCUAGCGUUGGCGUCGAGCCUACUAUAAUGGGUAUCGGUCCGGCGCCGGCCAUCAGGCGAGUGCUGGAGAGGGCGGGCCUACAGCUGAAGGACAUCGACGUGAUUGAAGUGAACGAAGCGUUCGCCACUCAGUUCGCGGCCGUCGAGAAGGACUUGGGUUUGGAUCCCAACAAAACCAACGUUAAUGGAGGCGCCGUCGCUUUGGGUCACCCUGUCGGCGCUUCUGGUGCGCGAAUAAUCGCUAAUCUGGUGUAUGAGCUGAAGAGGAGGAACGCCAAGUACGCCAUCGGGUCGGCCUGUAUUGGGGGCGGACAGGGCAUCGCCGUACUCAUCGAAAACGUCCAAUAAUUAUGUGUCAAUUAAUUAAUUGAGUUUUUUUAAUGAAUCAAAAGCCAAUAAAUUUAUAUGUUUUUUAUUAUACAAAAUAGUAGUUU